AUGAGUAACAAAAACAAAUCAAAUAUUCAAAGUGAAUCAAAUGUUCUUCAAGAUAUUGAUAAUCGAGUAAACCAAUUAAAUGAAAAAUUAAUCUCUAACUCAUCUAAAUUCGAUCAACUAAUGCAAAAGUUAUACGUGAAAAUAGAUCGUCUUACUUCUAAUAUCAAUGUCGUAAGUCAUUUAAAGCAAAAAAAUAUUCUGCUAUUAUUUCGUUCAAUUGAAAAUAAAUUACGAGAUGCUAAUCAUUUUUUUCAUUAUUUAGUACCUUUGAAAUAAAAAAAGAGUGCCAUCAAAAAAUUGAGGUGUGUAGAUGAGUACGAAGAAAUUUAUAUGCCCAGGUCGAACAUACACGGUCGUAUACGACGGUAAAUCGCCGUAUUUGGCCGUAUUACAUGGCUCC
This is a messenger RNA of Rotaria socialis, 400 nucleotides long. Lineage: Eukaryota; Metazoa; Rotifera; Eurotatoria; Philodinida; Philodinidae. The record is from the annotation of a GenBank genome assembly.